AUGGCCCCAAGCCACCUCCUCCGGGCAACAAUGCCACUCCGAACCAUCAUCACGCCUCUGUCCCUGACACGCACCCCAAUUCUCCAAUCAACAUACAUCACCAGCCGCAACACCUCAACAACCCCCCAACCAACUGGGACAGAAACCCAAGCACCCCCACGACUCCGCAACUACGCCUCAGCCCUGAAGACCGGCACCGUGGUUUCUGUCGGCCGAAUGGAGCGCACCGUCCGCGUCCUCCACAGACACACAGUCUGGGACCGCCACAUCCGCAAAUACUACCCGCAGGAAACGAACUUCCUCGUCUCGGACCCCAUGAACUCCCUGCGCUCCGGCGACGUAAUUGAGUUCUCGUCCGGUGCGCCCAAGAGCAAACACGUGCACCAUGUUGUUGAGCGGAUUAUCACACCCUUCGGCGAGAGCAUUGCUGAUCGACCUGCUGUGCUGAGCAAGGAGGAGCGUGAGGCAGAGCGGGAGACUCGUUGGGCGGCGAAGUAUCUUCGCCGUGAGUCGAGACGGCUCGGUAGUGAGAUUGAUCUUCUUGCUGAGGCGGAGAAGGCUGGUGUGCAGGUUGAAGAGGGACUUUCCGAUGCGCAGCUGAUCCAUAGGAUUCAUGCGGCUAAUGAGCGCGUCGGGAAGGUGAAGAGGCUUGUACAGGAGCGGACUGAGGCCGAGAAGACUGAGCCCGUGGUUUAG
Messenger RNA from Penicillium salamii, 696 nucleotides. Lineage: Eukaryota; Fungi; Ascomycota; Eurotiomycetes; Eurotiales; Aspergillaceae. The record is from the annotation of a GenBank genome assembly.